Molecule: messenger RNA, 1440 nt
Organism: Camelina sativa (false flax)
Lineage: Eukaryota; Viridiplantae; Streptophyta; Magnoliopsida; Brassicales; Brassicaceae
Product: protein REVEILLE 6-like
Molecular function (GO): DNA binding
Source: RefSeq, a predicted model, not a curated record
CUUCUCUCAUAAGCCACAUUUUUUUCUCUUCUCUACGCACAGCUUUAAUUACCCAAACAGAGCCAAAAAAAAAAAAGCAAAUCCCCAAAAAUUCGCCUAUUUCAUGGUCUCUAGAAAUCCGAAUCCUUCACACGGCUAUUUUCUGGAUCCGACCGGUAUGACUACUGUUCCUCCGGGUCUUGGACCUUCUUCUUCUUCACCAACGACUUCUUCUUCUACCGCCGUAGCUGUGGCUGCGGAUGCGGCGGCGACUGUUUCUUCUUCGUCUGAGGAUUUGAGUAAGAAGAUUCGGAAGCCUUAUACUAUUACCAAGUCCAGAGAGAGCUGGACCGAGCCUGAGCAUGAUAAAUUCCUCGAAGCUCUUCAAUUGUUUGAUAGAGACUGGAAGAAGAUUGAAGCUUUUAUUGGGUCAAAGACAGUGAUUCAGAUACGAAGUCAUGCUCAGAAGUAUUUUCUUAAGGUACAAAAGAGUGGGACGGGUGAACAUCUCCCUCCUCCUCGACCUAAAAGAAAAGCAGCUCAUCCAUAUCCUCAGAAAGCCCACAAGGGUGUGCAACCUCAACUACCAGUGUCAUUAAAGUCAACAUCUGAACCAAAUGACCCAAGUUUUAUGUUUAGGCCCGAGUCUUCUUCAAUGCUGAUGACUUCUCCAACCACUGCUGCUGCGGCUCCAUGGACAAAUAAUGCGCAAACAAUUAGCUUCACGCCCCUCACAAAAGCAGCAGGAGCAGGAGCGAAUAACAACUGUUCUAGUAGUUCUGAAAAUACUCCAAGACCACGAUCCAACAGGGACACAAGUGACCAGGGAAAUGUUGGCCAUUCAUUAAGAGUUUUACCGGACUUUGCCCAAGUAUACAGCUUCAUUGGAAGUGUUUUUGACCCAUAUGCAAGUAAUCAUCUACAAAAGCUGAAGAAGAUGGACCCCAUAGACGUGGAAACAGUGCUACUGUUGAUGAGAAAUCUAUCUAUCAACUUGUCUAGCCCUGAUUUUGAGGAUCACAGACGGCUUCUUUCGUCUUAUGAUAUCAGCUCCGAGACAGCAACUGAUCAUCAUGGUGGAGUGAAUAAAACCUUAAUCAAAGAUCCACCUGAAAUCUCUACUUGAAAAGUUUAAUAGAAGAAGAGAAUUAUCAGAAGUGUUCAAGGACGAGCCAAAAAACCAGCUUCUGUUGUGAGUUUUUGUUUGUAGACUGUUGUACAUAUGAAGAUGGAGCUGAGAUUGAUCGGGUUUAGUUUGUGUUUUAUUAUAUAAAUAUAUACGUCUUUUGAAUUGAGGAUGGUGUAUGUACAGUGUGUUAUCAUAAGUUAUAUAUACCACCACUCGUCUUCUCUCAAUGAGCUUUUGUUUACGCAAGCAUGUAUGUAUGUAUCAGUGUCUGUUUGAAAGCUUCGACUUCCAAUUUAAAAUUCGAAAUCACAAUUUUCCCCCUUUCAAUUCUA